Neurospora hispaniola is the source of this 453-nucleotide messenger RNA. RefSeq lists its product as uncharacterized. Lineage: Eukaryota; Fungi; Ascomycota; Sordariomycetes; Sordariales; Sordariaceae. The transcript is spliced from 3 exons. Bases 1 to 453 code for a protein of 150 amino acids. The record is from RefSeq and is a predicted model, not a curated record.
AUGAUCCUGACUGAAGGUAUGGCAAGAAAAGGAGGUCCUUGUCAGCCCGGGAGACUGCGGCGCCGAUGUUUUAUUGCUAUGACUGCAUUUGCGGAACAACCGUUAGAGAUGAGGUGCGCUGGAGACACACGUGUAGUCCGGGUUGUAGGCAAGUCCCCUGCUGCGAGCAUGUUAUUGCUGGACAAAAGCCCCUGGAUCUCGCUUGGGAUCGCCGACGACGACGACAUCCCUUGCACGUAUGAAUGGACGACCAAAGAACCUUCUCUUCCCCCCAUCCCUCUCUGGGUUUCACUUGAUCGAUUCGGGCCUGACAUUGAACGGCCCGUAGCCAAAACCGGUACAUCUGAGUUUGGGGUGCAGGAGUUCGAGGGCGCUCCCGUCUCUGAAGCAACCCUUUUUAGUCGCUUGAUGCGUGGAUUUGUUCUACACCCCAAACAGCGUGGAGUACCCUAG